Trematosphaeria pertusa is the source of this 738-nucleotide messenger RNA. Its product is annotated as kinase-like protein. The coding region runs from base 1 to 738 and encodes 245 amino acids. Lineage: Eukaryota; Fungi; Ascomycota; Dothideomycetes; Pleosporales; Trematosphaeriaceae. The transcript has 2 exons. Gene Ontology annotation, cellular component: cytoplasm. Gene Ontology annotation, molecular function: ATP binding; protein serine/threonine kinase activity. The record is from RefSeq and is a predicted model, not a curated record. Gene Ontology annotation, biological process: protein phosphorylation.
AUGCAGGAGUCUGUCAUACAAUGGCCACUUGGUUUAGACCUCAAGGAUCUGGCUGGCGCAGGCGUUACGGCGAUUGUCGCGCGUCUUGAUGCCGUUGUCAAGUUCUUCGGGCCGUUAGAAUCGCGCUUCUUCGAACGGGAGAAGCUCAUCUAUCAGCGUCUUGGUCGCGACCACAGCGGCAUCGUUCGAUAUUUUGGCGCCUUGGAAAAUUCUCUUAUCUUGCAGUUUGCGAGCCAGACAUCUAUUAGGCAAUACGUUGCAAGGCAGAAACAGGUUCCACUUUCUCUCAGGCUUCGUUGGGUUGAACAACUUUUCGAUGCCGUGCGGUUUAUCCAUUCAAGGAGCGUGCUCCAUGGCGACAUAUCGUGCAAUAAUGUUUUCCUCGACGACAAUCUCGAUGUGAAGCUUGGUGAUUUCGCCGGCUCAGCUAUUGACGACCUUCCACCACUCGUCUGUUAUGAGACCAGUCACGAACUUCCUGGCGAAGAUAUCUCAACGAGGACCGAACUCUUUGCCCUCGGUUCUACCGUUUAUGAGAUAAUAACUGGCUCGAAGCCAUACAAGGAUCUACCUGAUCACGAAGUAUCUGCUGCUUUCUCUGAGGGUCGCUAUCCUAAUCUAGAAUCUGUCCCUGCAUUCAGGAACACGAUUAUGAGAUGUUGGAGGCAGAGUUAUGCGACCGCAGAAGAAGCCCUUCGAGAUAUAAAAUUAGAGGUCGCUACCAUUAAAGAGACGUAA